Molecule: messenger RNA, 2660 nt
Organism: Scheffersomyces amazonensis
Lineage: Eukaryota; Fungi; Ascomycota; Pichiomycetes; Serinales; Debaryomycetaceae
Gene: ARG5,6
Product: bifunctional acetylglutamate kinase/N-acetyl-gamma-glutamyl-phosphate reductase
Exons: 1
Coding region: 38-2614 (858 amino acids)
Biological process (GO): L-arginine biosynthetic process
Cellular component (GO): mitochondrial matrix; mitochondrion; cytoplasm
Molecular function (GO): NADP+ binding; acetylglutamate kinase activity; protein dimerization activity
Source: RefSeq, a predicted model, not a curated record
CUUCUUUUAGGAUUAUUACAGGUUGAAGAUUUGUGCAAUGUUGAGACAAGUUGGUAGAGUUUCUGUACCUGUGGUGAGGAGACUUACUGCUACAGCCAAGUUAAGUGUGAGUUAUACUGGUGCUGGUAGUGUUAAUGGAAAUAGCGGAAAUAUUAAUGAUGGUAAACUUAAUUAUAAAAGUGUGCGUCAAUAUUCUACUAGAUCUACAGUUGUUCAGUUAUUAAACAAUAUUGGUUCUAAACGUGAAGUUGAACAAUAUUUGAAAUAUUUCACUUCUGUAUCACAACAACAGUUUGCUGUCAUUAAAGUUGGAGGUGCUAUUAUUACUCAACAAUUACCGGAAUUAGCUUCAUGUUUAGCUUUCUUAUAUCAUGUAGGACUUUAUCCAAUUGUGUUACAUGGAACAGGACCUCAAAUCAAUGAAUUAUUAGAAAAUGAAGGUGUUGAACCAGAAUAUAUCGAUGGAAUUAGAAUAACUAAUCCAAAAACUAUGGAAGUAGUCAGAAAAUGUUUCUUAGAACAAAAUUUACGUUUAGUUACUGCUUUAGAAAAAAUGGGAGUUCAUGCUAGACCUAUUACUGCCGGAGUAUUUGGUGCUGAAUAUUUAGAUAAGGAUAAAUAUCAAUUAGUAGGGAGAAUUAAUGGUGUUAAUAAAUCACCUAUAGAAGCUGCUAUUGAAUCAGGUUAUUUACCUAUUUUAACUUCUUUAGCUGAAACUCCUUCUGGACAAUUAUUAAAUGUUAAUGCCGAUGUGGCAGCUGGUGAAUUAGCUCGUGUAUUUGAACCAUUAAAGAUUGUAUACUUGAAUGAAAAGGGUGGAAUUAUUAAUGGAAGUACUGGUGAAAAAGUUAGUGUCAUCAAUUUAGAUGAAGAAUAUGAAGAUUUAUUGAAAGAAAGUUGGGUUAAGUAUGGUACUAAAUUAAAGAUUAAAGAAAUCCAUGAUUUAUUACAACACUUACCUAGAUCAUCUUCAGUAGCUAUUAUUGAUGUUGAUGAUUUACAAAAGGAAUUAUUCACUGACUCUGGAGCUGGAACUUUAAUUAGAAGAGGAUAUAAAUUAAUUAAUCGUAAUUCACUUGAAGAAUUUGGUAAUCCUGAUUUAUUAAGAAGUGCUUUAUUAAGAGAUCCAGAAAUUAAAGCUGGUAAAUCUUCAGUAGCUUCAUAUUUAAAACAUUUAGAAUCUAUUAAAUUCAAAAGUUAUGGUGAUGAACCAUUAGAAGUAUUAGCCAUUGUAUUAGAAGAAGAUAAUAAGAUUCCUAAAUUAGAUAAAUUCUUAUCAUCUAAGACUGGUUGGUUAAAUAAUGUUACUGAUAAUAUUUUCAAUGCCCUUAAGAAGGACUUUUCAUCCUUAUGCUGGAUCGUAAAUGAAAAUGAUUCUAACUUGGCAUGGUACUUUUCCAAAUCCGAUGGUUCAUUUGCUAAGAAUGGAGAAAUCAUUUUUUGGUAUGGAUUAAAGACUGAACAAGUAUCUGAUUUAAUUAAGAGUUUUGAUUCUGGUAAUGUUGGAGCCUCUUUAUCUUCAUCUAGUGAAUCUGGAGUAUUUAGUUCUCCAAUUCAAAAGAGAGGUUUCCAUUCAUCUACUAUGAGAUUUAGUUCCAAUCCAAAUCCUCCUUUAACUCAAGGUACUAAUACUAAAAAAGCUAAGGUAGCUUUAAUUGGAGCUAGAGGUUAUACUGGACAAAAUUUAAUUAGUUUAAUUGAUAAACAUCCUUAUUUAGAAAUCUCCCAUGUAUCAUCUCGUGAAUUAAAUGGUCAAAAAUUACAAGGAUACAAUAAAGAUAAUAUUGUUUAUUCUAAUCUUCAAGUUGAAGAUAUUAAGAAGAUUGAAGAAAAGGGUGAAGUUGAUGUAUGGGUUAUGGCACUUCCUAAUGGUGUUUGUAAACCAUUUGUUGAUGCCAUUGAAUCUGUUCCUAAUUCUGGUUCUAAGAUUGUCGAUUUAUCAGCUGAUUAUAGAUUUGAUACUAUAGGUGAAUGGAUUUACGGAUUACCAGAAUUGAAUGAUCGUCAUACUAUUGCUAAUGCUAAGAAGAUUUCUAAUCCUGGAUGUUAUGCAACUGCUGCUCAAGUUGCUAUAGCUCCAUUAAAGGAAUAUAUUUCAGGUACUCCAAGUAUUUUUGGAGUUUCUGGAUAUUCAGGUGCUGGUACCAAACCAUCACCAAAGAAUGAUAUUAAGUUCUUAAGUAAUAAUUUGGUUCCUUAUUCAUUAACUGAUCAUGUUCAUGAACGAGAAAUUAGUAGUCAAUUAGGAUUAGAUGUGGCAUUUAUGCCUCAUGUAGCGCAAUGGUUUCAAGGUAUAUCUCAUACUAUUUCAAUUCCUAUUAAGCAAGGAUCAUUAACUUCUAGAGAAAUUAGAAAUAUUUAUCAAGAUAGAUAUCAAGGAGAGCAACUUAUUACUGUAAGUGGAGAGGCUCCUGUAGUUAAGGAUAUUAGUGGUAAACAUGGAAUUGUUAUUGGAGCAUUUGCAGUUAAUUCAAAGGAAAAUCGUGUAGUAGUAGUUGCUACUAUAGAUAAUCUUUUGAAAGGUGCUGCCACUCAAUGUUUACAGAACAUUAACUUAAGUAUGGGUUAUGGGGAAUAUGAAGGAAUUCCUAUUGAAGUAGUGAUUCGAGGUUAAGAUCUCUAUUUAUUCUAUUAUAAUAUAAUAUAAACAAUAUGACUAU